Molecule: messenger RNA, 3033 nt
Organism: Aspergillus nidulans FGSC A4
Lineage: Eukaryota; Fungi; Ascomycota; Eurotiomycetes; Eurotiales; Aspergillaceae
Gene: pldA
Product: protein pldA
Exons: 8
Coding region: 287-2788 (833 amino acids)
Biological process (GO): intracellular signal transduction; phosphatidic acid biosynthetic process
Molecular function (GO): catalytic activity; D-type glycerophospholipase activity
Source: RefSeq, a predicted model, not a curated record
GCAAACUUGCCAAUCGGUUGAGCAUCGGCAACAGCCCUAUGGCCAGAUCUCGAUAUCUCCUAACCAAGGAAAGAUGCCAAGGUGGAUGAGGAGAAAAGAAGGUAACUGCAGUGGGUUAAUGUGGGAGGGCGAGGAUGGCCGAUGACGCGCACGACGUCAUGCCCCCACCAGCCCCUCAUCGUAAGGCUGGUUGUAUUCUGUAUUUACUCCAGGCUGCCUCGUUUCUUUCCAUCACUCAUCGGUCAAUGAGGCUUUGUCAAUUGGCUCUAUCUGUUAGCGCGUCAUCAUGUCCCAUUUCAAGGAGAAGAUUCAUGACCUCGAAGAGCACAUGAAAGACAGCCAUAUCUCUGAAAAGGCGCAUCAUUUAAAGCACAGGGUCGGCAAGUUCUUCAACAUUGUGAACCCGAACCACCGCCAUGAUGAAGAACACGAGAAGGAGACAGAUCGGAAGAGAACUGCCAUCUGCGAGUCAAACCGCUUUGGAUCCUUUGCUCCGGUCCGCCAGGGAAACAAAGUCAAAUGGUAUGUUGACGCCCUCGACUAUCUCUGGGCCGUUUCCAUAGCUUUGGAGCAAGCGAAGGAGGUGAUCUACAUUGAAGACUGGUGGCUCUCGCCGGAACUGUUCCUCCGGAGGCCUCCUCUCACAGCCCAAGAGUGGCGGUUAGAUCAAGUCCUCAAGCGCAAAGCUGAGGCUGGCGUGAAAAUAUAUGUGAUUGUGUACAAGGAGGUCAACCAAGCAUUAACGUGUAAUUCUGCUCAUACAAAGUACGCUCUCAGGGCACUAUGCCCAGAGGGUAGCCCUGGGCAUGGCAACAUCAAUCUACUUCGCCAUCCUGACCAUAAUAUUUUUGAAAAUGCCGCCGAUAUGACACUAUACUGGGCCCAUCACGAGAAAUUCAUUGUCAUUGAUUACAAUGUGGCUUUUAUUGGAGGCAUUGACCUAUGCUUCGGCAGAUGGGACACUCACCAGCACCCGUUAGCUGACGUCCACCCAUCGAACCUCAGGAUGGAGAUCUUUCCAGGGCAGGAGUUCAAUAAUAACAGGAUAAUGGACUUCCAGAGUGUAGGCGAAUGGCAGUCUAAUGAACUCAGCAAAGCCGAGUAUGGUCGAAUGCCUUGGCAUGAUGUUGCUAUGGGCGUGAUAGGCGAUUGUGUCUACGACAUUGCUGAGCACUUUGUCCUCCGAUGGAAUUUUAUAAAGCGCGACAAGUAUAAGCGGGAUCCAACCGUUGACUGGCUAUUGCUCGAGGGUCGCACGGGCAAGGAUGAGGACCUCGUUGGCGUCCAGCGCCCAAAGUUUCCAGUUGGUGAUUAUGUGCAGCACCCCUACAAGCCAUUGAACACCAAGCCUAUGGGAGCGCAAGGAUCUUGUACAGCACAGAUUGUACGCAGCAGUGCUGAUUGGAGCAGCGGCAUCCUCGUUGAACACAGCAUUCAGAACGCUUACAAGGACAUUAUCAAUAAGGCCGAACAUUUUGUUUACAUUGAGAAUCAGUUUUUCAUCACCGCUACUGGCGAUCAACAAAGCCCUAUUCUUAAUACAAUAGGGCGGUCCAUAGUCGAUGCUUGCGUUCGGGCGGGCAAAGAAGGAAGAAAGUUCCGAGUGAUUAUUGUCAUACCGGCGAUUCCUGGAUUCGCCGGAGACCUUCGACAGAACGAGGCGACGGGAACAAGGGCUAUCAUGGACUACCAGUACAAGUCAAUUAACCGGGGAGAACACUCCAUCUUUGGUCAGAUAGCGGCUCAGGGAGUUGAUCCUACAAAUCAUAUCUUCGUCUUCAAUUUGCGAGCAUAUGAUCGAAUCAACAAGACUCCUGCGUUGGAAGAACUGGAGAAAGAAGCAGGUGUAACGUUCAAUGACAUUCAGCGUGGAGUUGCAGAGACCCUCACGAGUGAGAGUGUUCACCCCUCCGUUGGCAAGGAAGGCGACAAGAAUGAGAUCAAUUACGGAGGCGCAGAAAAGGAGAGAGAAGAACGGAUUGCCAGAUUACAAAAGUACGAGGAACGGAAUAAGGCUCACGAAGCACAUUCUACUGCCAACAACAAGGAUAGUGUCUCUCACACUACAAUGCUCCACGGCGGGAAAAUGUCUGAUGAAGUGUGGGAGGGUGACCCUGAAGCGGAGAAAGAGAACUUUAUACAGGAAGAACUCUAUGUCCACGGCAAGGUCUGUAUAGUCGACGAUAGGGUGGCCAUAUGCGGCAGUGCCAACAUCAACGAUCGGUCGCAGCUCGGUUACCACGAUAGCGAGCUCGCAAUUGUUGUCGAAGACCAAGACUUUAUCGAUAGCACAAUGGAUGGAAAGCCAUAUAAGGCUGCACGCCAUGCAGCAACCCUUCGAAGGCAGCUGUGGAGAGAACAUCUCGGGCUCCUACCGGCACAAAACUACGAUGCCUCUGAGCACCCCAACGCACAGCCGCCGACCAUCUGCAUGAAUGAGAUUCUCGAGGGCCCAGAAAACGACUUCGUCACGGACCCAAUGAACGACAAUCUUUGGAAGACGUGGACAGACCAGGCCACUGUUAACACUAACAUCUACCGGCAGCUCUUCCGCACCGAUCCCGACGACAAUAUUAGGACCUUUGAGGAGUAUGACAAGUACCGCGCCAAAGAUGGCUACAAAUUAGGCCAUUUGUACGAUCCGUUCAUACCAGUCCAGGAAGUCCGGGAGAAGCUCGAUAAGAUCAAGGGACACCUCGUUUGGAUGCCAUUGGAUUUCCUGAAGGAUGCUGAAAUGGCGGAGCCUGGACUACAGGUGAAUCAGUAUACGGAAAGUAUUUACACUUAAUUUGUCGGUCUUUGAAUUUUCGAGCAAUAGGCAUACCGCCGCCAUUUCGGAUUCUUUUUCCGUCUCCAUACCAUCGGUAACAUCAAAUGCUUCUUCGCUCAUAAUCUAAUUAUACAGUUUCUUGUCCUCCGCUAGUUGGUUUAAUCAACCCGUAAUACCCGCCGCAAUGAGUUCUAGUGGUUCCCAAACAUAUUAUGGAUUCCAGAGCUGCUACCUAACUCAAUUAACCUUUCGUCCCUCACUUC